AGCCAAACGUCAAAUUCAGUGUAAUACAUAAAAACUAGCCUUUUUUGAAAAAUAGUUUACGAAAUACAUUACAUUGUUAAUAAACACGACCUCUUGAACUUAGUAAAAAAAAUAAUUUAAUUUCAAUUUGCAGAUUAUCAUACAUUGAUAUAAGAACAAUGAACGAAUAGCAAUUGCUGUCACAUUCAUAAUAUCCUAUUGAACAGAUUAGGCCUAGUGUGAGUGAGUAGUGAAUUUUGUGAUCUGUUUAUUUUGUACUGUUUUGUUCUGCUAUGUUGCGAUGGUAUUAUUUGACUAACAGGCCUUAAAUAAUUCUCCAAACAUGAAUUCUACUACUUCUAGUGUCAAUAGUAGUUUAAAGAAACUUGAAUAUGUCAAACGACAAGAACAGCUUAGAUCACUUGGAAAUCCAAAAAACACACCAAAGCCUCUUAGUGCAGAUAGUAUGAUUGAGGAUUUACUUUCUAAAAAAGAAACAUUCCAGAAACGCGCCUCUGGAUCUCAGCCAAAACAGGAGGUAUCAGGAUGGCUGUGCGGCCCAGUUCCCCAGAUGUAUAGUCAAGUUUGGGCAAGUGUACAGUCAGCUAAUGGUCUGGCAGACACUCCCCUCCUCUCCACUCUCCUCAUGUCCAGUGGGCUCUCUACAGACACCCUAGGCUACAUAUGGUCACUGGCCAACCACACUGUGCCAGGAGCUCUCACACAACAAGAAGUACAUCUAGUACUAGCUCUUGUAGCACUUACACAGUCUGGAUAUCACACGACAAACCUAGCUACAGUGUUGCAACUACCUCAGGCACCAAUACCUGCCCUGGAUUUAUCAUUGUUGUCAACCCCACAACAACAAAAACCAGUGUACCCAAGUCCUCUCAGUGUAUCAGGUCUGCAAGACUCUCACACAUAUAGUUGGGUAGCCCCUGAAACCCAACCACCUAAUGGAACUGAUAAUAUUGGUGUAUCUUAUGUAAGCAGUGGACCCAUGGUCAGUCAACAACUUUUAACUGGGACUGCUAACCUUUCCUUCACAGACUUUCAAACUACCAAUGCUUGGGACAUACACAGUAAUACUAGUACCUCAACUACUUUACGGUCUUUGUCUAAAAAUGCUCACUCAAAACAUUCUGGUAAUACUUUAAACUUUUCAUUUCCCAGCCUAAAUGAGUCUCCUAGUCAUAUUGCAGGUAGCAAGUCAGAGGGAUCUGACCCAUUUGAUGAUGAAUUCACAGAUUUUCAGAGUGCUGAUUUCACUACAGUUAACAGCAUAACAUCUGAAGUCCAUAACAAUCUUGUAAAGGAUGUUGUUGAUGAUGAUGAUGAGGAAUUUAGUAAUUUUCAAAAAGCCACACCUAAAUCUAACGAUGACCUUUCAGUGUUAGUUAUAGAUGGGAAAAAUAUACCUUCUGCUCAGACGCUGUGGGUAGCGGAAGAUCUAGACCCAACUAUAAUUUAUAACAUUGAAGGUAUGGAGUUAAAAAAUACAGGGAGGAUUCAAGAUGCCAAAGAAACCAAACACCCACCUUCUGUGACACACACAAUUGGAGAUAAACUAGGGCAGAGUAAAUAUGAUGUGUUUAAAGAGAUGGAUGAUGGUCGUUUCAGUGUAUUUCAUAACCCUUUGCCAGAUCAUGAAGAUAAUCACAAUGAUUUAGGUGUUGAUCAGAUUGAAAGUUCACAGUUGGAAACUAAAUCAAUAUCUAAUCACUCUCUGUUUAGUGAACAAGAACAGUGUUUAGAUUUUUUCAAGCCAGAUCAUCAAUCUGUCAAUAGUAUGGAUGACUUCAAAUCAAACCCGAAGAGCCAAAUAGACAUUGAUAUUCCAAAACAAAUUUAUGUGGCCCACAACAACAAUAAUGAUGGUGAUGAUGAAGAAUUUUCAACCUUUCAAAACUUUCCAGUUACUUUUCCAGACCCUAACAGUCAGUCUCACAUGGAGGAGGGUGAUAAGUAUGAUAUUUUCCGAACAAUAGUGUUUGAAAAUAACCUCGAACCACUAAGUCAAAUGCCCAAGGCUGAAGAGGCAAAAAAUGAAAAUUAUACUCAAGUUUCUUUAUUUGAAACAGGAAUGGAUGGAAAUCUACAAAAUGAUUCUAAAGAACAUGAAGGUGAUCUAUUUGAUGAUUUUGUUUCAAAACCAAAUAAAGAUAAUACAUUUGCCAGUUUUCAAGAAAAUUUGGCUACAAGACCUGAUUCAAGUAACAUUAUUAAUAUAUUUUCUUCUUUAGCUAUAUCAGAUAAGACCUGCAGUUCAGAAACAAAAAUGGAUCCAUCAACUGAAAUAAAAAAAGUUGAGGAUAAAUACAAAGCAUUGAGGCUCAUAGAAGAAAGCUCAAAUGAGAUGGAUGAUUUUGGCGAAUUUUUGGGAGCUGAUGUUCCAAAUGAUGAAAAUCAAUUACCUAUUUCAGAAAAACCAUCUGUCCAGGUAAGAUGUCUAGAAGCAUGCUUGAACUUGUUGAAAGAUGGUUUAGCCACUCUGUCAAGAGCUUCCUCUCAAGAAGUUGUCUCUGAAGUAAUACGGGAUCCAAGGGCAAGCACCUACUUUGAUUGUUUACUGGAAGUGCAUAGAGUGAGUGAGCGUAUCAUCAGCAACAUGGAAGGCAGUGUAUGUGGUGCAACAAAAGCUGAGCUUUGUCAAAUUUGGGAACAACUUAGACCAUAUUUUGCUCACACAGAGCAUAAUCAUCUACCUGAAACUGUGGGAGUACAAUGUGGAGUGUGUCACAGCAACACAGGCCCAGCACCUGUUACCUUCGGAGCAAUGACCUUCCACUCACCAUGCGCUAAUCUCUACCUACACUGUGUUGAACCAGUGCUACCUUAACAUAUGAUUGUUUCCAGCUACCUGAAACUGUGGGAGCACAAUGUGGAGUGUGUCACAGCAACACAGGCCCAGCACCUGUUACCUUCGGAGCAAUGACCUUCCACUCACCAU
This is a messenger RNA of Macrosteles quadrilineatus (aster leafhopper), 2929 nucleotides long. RefSeq names its product synergin gamma-like. Gene Ontology annotation, cellular component: clathrin coat of trans-Golgi network vesicle. Gene Ontology annotation, molecular function: protein binding. Bases 323 to 2818 code for a protein of 831 amino acids. Lineage: Eukaryota; Metazoa; Arthropoda; Insecta; Hemiptera; Cicadellidae. The transcript has 7 exons. The record is from RefSeq and is a predicted model, not a curated record.